AUGGCCCCUUUCGCGCUGAUCACGCUCUCUACAAUCAUCGCGUCGACCCUGGCUGGGCUCAUCAAUGCAGCCAGUGACAACCGCACCUGUUACCACCUAGAUGGCAGCGAAGCCUCCGGCCAUGUUCCCUGUACGACCAACGACGUGACCAAUUGCUGCGAUUCUAGUGCAGUGUGCUUGAGCAAUGGACUGUGUCUGCUGCAGGGAAAUACAGGCCUUUCUUUCGGUCGUGCGACGUGUUCUUCCAAAGACUGGGAAACCCCAUCAUGCUUCGCACCAUGUAACCAAGAGUUCCGGAACGGCGGCUUGCCUAUUUCGUUGGCCUUGUGGAAUUCGUCAGAUUCUUUGUAUUGCUGUGGCCGUGUUAUGAACUCCCAGAAUGGAGACCUGACCUGCCACUAUGGCAGCCCGUUCACUCUAUCGCAGACCAAUGUUCUUGACGGGGUCGCUUAUCUCGCCAAUAAUACCUCGAACAGUACCUCCAACGGAAACUCCAGCACCACGCCAACUGACAUAUCAAGCGGCACGGAAAGUGAUACCCCAAAUAGUGAGUCCACUACGGCCUCGGGGGGAUCUUCCUCGUCCCAACGUGAUAUCGCUAUUGGUGUGGGCGUUGGUGUCCCUCUCGGUAUCCUUGCCCUGGCAUCUGUCGCCUGGGCGUUGUGGGAACGGCGCAGAUUCUCACAGCUGAAGAGUUCCUCGCCUCGCUUGCAGGAACUUGGACUUUUGGAACUCAGUCACCGCUCAGCCCAGCCGGUAGAGUUGAGCGCCGCAAGCAACCCGUCAGAAUUAAUGGGGUCGAUAAAGGACAUCAAAGAGCAUGAACCUCCGGUACCUUUGGAUAGACGGGAACAAUGA
Messenger RNA from Penicillium macrosclerotiorum, 858 nucleotides. RefSeq lists its product as uncharacterized. NCBI's taxonomy places the organism in Eukaryota, Fungi, Ascomycota, Eurotiomycetes, Eurotiales, Aspergillaceae. The record is from RefSeq and is a predicted model, not a curated record. Bases 1 to 858 code for a protein of 285 amino acids. The transcript has 2 exons.